Molecule: messenger RNA, 6056 nt
Organism: Stegostoma tigrinum
Lineage: Eukaryota; Metazoa; Chordata; Chondrichthyes; Orectolobiformes; Stegostomatidae
Gene: dnajc10
Product: DnaJ (Hsp40) homolog, subfamily C, member 10
Exons: 23
Coding region: 261-2666 (801 amino acids)
Source: RefSeq, a predicted model, not a curated record
CUGGGGGUGUGCGGAUUCUCCGGAUCUAGGUGCGUCCGGCAGAGGAGUCCGGGGCGGGCGAGUGCCGGUUCAAACAGGAUCCGAGGUGGAAGCGCACUGGCCGGUUGAGUCUAACUUGGAAGACAGCAUGACAAUCAAUUAUUGAAAUAACCUCAAGAAUAAGGAUGCUGUUAUAAACAAAGAUCAAGAACCAUGCCAGCAACUUAAAUGAGAACACACGCCAGGCAUAUUCAGAAUUGAUUGAAAUUCUGUUCUGCAAAAUGGAACAUUUCUGUCUUAAUUUUCUUGCUUCAGAGAAGCGUAAACUGUCCUCAAACAAAAUUAUUUUAUGUAUUUUUGUUAUAACAUGCUUAUCAGCUCUAGUUUAUACUGAUGAGGACUAUUAUAAAUUGCUUGGAUUAUCAAAAAGCGCAACUAAUCGCCAGAUAAGGCAAGCAUUUAAGAAACUUGCACUCACAAUGCAUCCUGACAAAAAUCCGAAUAAUCCAGAAGCACAUGACAACUUUUUGAAAAUUAAUAGAGCUUACGAAGUUUUGAAAGAUGAAGAUCUUCGAAAAAAGUAUGAUAAAUAUGGUGAGAAAGGCCUUCAGGAUCACCAGGGUGGACAGUACGAAAGUUGGAACUUCUAUCGUUAUGACUUUGGCAUUUAUGAUGAUGAUGUUGAAAUAAUAACAUUGGAUAAAGGAGACUUUGAUGCUGCUAUUACCUCUGGAGAAUUGUGGUUUGUAAACUUCUACUUCCCUCGUUGUUCGCACUGCCAUGACCUAGCUCCUACGUGGAGAGAAUUUGCCAAAGAGAUGGAUGGAGUAAUCCGUAUAGGAGCAGUCAACUGUGGAGAUAACCGAAUGUUGUGUCGUUCCAAAGGCAUCACCAGUUAUCCAAGUCUUUACAUCUUUAAACCAGGAGAGGGCGCAGUGAAAUAUGUUGGAGAUCGAUCAAAGGAACAACUUAUCCAAUUUGCUAUGAAGUAUGUCACAACCCAGGUGACAGAAUUAUGGUCAGGCAAUUUUGCAAGUGCAUUCAAUACGGCAUUCUCUUCUGGAGUUGGAUGGCUGGUCACUUUUUGUGCUAAAACAGGAGAUUGCUUAUCUUCACAGACACAACUAAAGUUAGCCGGAAUGCUGGAAGGACUUGUUGAAAUUGGCUGGAUGGAUUGCACAACUCAGGUUCAACUUUGUACAGAUUUAGAAAUGACUUCUAGUACAACAGCUUAUUUUCCACCUGGUUCGACCAUAAAAGAGAAAGGCGGGAUCUUGUUCCUAAAUAGCCUGGAUGCCAGAGAAAUUUAUGUUGAGGUUAUGCAGUACUUACCAGAUCUGGAAAAGCUGACUGAACAAUCAUUCCAGAACAAGUUAACACACCAUCGCUGGCUGAUUUUCUUUAAGUUUGGUGGCACAGUAGAGCCUGGUGAUUAUGAAUUCAAAAAAACCAAAGUUCUUUUACAAAGUGACAAUAUCCAGGUUGGAACAUUUGACUGCCAUGAAGGAUCACGUAUCUGCAAGAGCCUCUAUAUCCACCAACCUUCUGUUGUAAUAUUCAAAGGCGGUGGAACACGAGCCUUUGAAAUACAUCAUGGUAAAAAGGUUCUCUAUGACAUUGUGUCCUUUGCAAGAGAGAGCAUCAAUGCACCUGUUAUCACACUUAGUCCGAAAAAUUUUCCAAAGAACGACAGGGAACCUUGGCUUGUGGAUUUCUUUGCACCAUGGUGUCCUCCCUGUCGUGCCCUUUUGCCUGAACUGCGUAAAGCUUCUAAACAAUUAGUUGGUCAGCUUAAGUUUGGAACAUUGGAUUGUACAGUCCAUGACAGUUUAUGCAAUACACAUGGUAUCCAAGCUUAUCCAACAACAUUAAUAUUCAAUCAAUCCAAUGUUCAUGAAUAUGAAGGCCAUCAUACAGCUGAUGAACUUCUGGAGUUUAUUCAGGAGCUUAUAAGUCCCUCAGUAAUAGCACUAACGCCAGAGAAUUUUGAAGGAUUAGUUAGAAGGAGAGCACAAGAUGAAAUUUGGAUGGUCGAUUUUUAUGCUCCAUGGUGUGGCCCAUGCCAAGCUUUAAUGCCAGAAUGGAAGAGAAUGGCCAGGAGGCUGAAUGGAACAGUCAACGUAGGCAGUAUGGACUGUCAGAAGUUCUAUUCUAUGUGUCAGAAGGAAAAUGUGCAGGCCUAUCCAGAGAUCCGACUGUACCCAUUGAAUGCUAAAAAUAUGUACAAGUACUAUAGCUAUUCUGGUUGGUCCAGGAAUGCAGAGUCACUUGGGUCAUGGGCAUUGGGAUUUCUUCCUCAAAUCUCCGUAGAAUUAACACCAGAAGAUUUUACAAGACAAGUAUUAAAAGGAAAGGAGCAUUGGGUAGUUGAUUUCUAUGCUCCGUGGUGUGGUCCUUGUCAGAACUUUGCUCCAGAAUUUGAACUUCUUGCUAAGUCAAUCAAAGGUGAAAUUAAAGCAGGAAAGGUGGACUGUCAGAGUAACCCACUCACUUGUCAAACAGCUGGUAUCAGAGCUUAUCCUACUGUUAAAUUCUAUCCAUUCCAAGGAGAAAAGAAGAAAAAUGCCGCAGGAGAAUAUAUAAACAGUAGAGAAGCAAAAAUGAUAUCACAGUUGCUGAGGAAGCGAUUGGAAGAGCUUCAACCAAAGUCAAAAGAUGCAUUUUCAGCUAAAAAGGAUGAACUAUAAACUUGUGAUCUCUGGAAAGGCUGAGGAACAAUGUCAACUGGAAAUCUGCAGCAAAAGAAAUCUGAAAUGUGAAGCAAAUAAAUUUUAACAUAACAUAAUUCAAUUUGCUUGUGGAAUAUGAGAUAAAACUCAUUCUAUGGACUAAAGUUAUUCACCUGAUUUUAAACCGAGAUGAACAAUUGUGGAAUGAUGCACCCAAGCAAGUUCGUCAUUGGCAAGCUGAUCAAAGUUCCUUAUUCACUACAUAUUUUCCCACAUUUUACCAUGUUGAAAUUUAUAUGGUAAUAUUUUUGACAUCCAUUGUCCAGCUAUCCCGCAAUAUUUCUGAAAGUUUGCUUUGAGUGUUUAAUGUUUCCACUCCAAGAAGCAUCACUCCAUUCAUCUAGUACGGUAUAUGAAUUGAGAAACUGAAACUUCUUACUACCAGCCAUCUCUGCUGUAAUGUGUUUUGCUAUCGGUUGCAAGUUGAAGGGAUCACUGGUAUUAUUAUGCACUGAUGAUAUAAAUUAUGUGGAAAAGAUAGUUUUCUUUUGGAGAAUACUAGAUAUUUGAUUUUUUUUGUAGAAUGCUUCAAUAAAGUAGUUGGGAGUAAUGCACAUUAGUGCACGAUUAUGCUGAUGCUGGUGAACCCAAUUAAAUUUGUAUUCAUUUCCUUUUAUGUACUGUUGGUUUUGUUGGAUUAUAUUCCUUUUAUGGUUUCCUUGUUUGUGGAAUUGUUUUGUUUUAAGGACUAAGCACAAUUAGUGAACAUUCCUUUUAUAAAUUGAAAAUCAAUGCAUUUGUAGCUGUGGCUACUUGCAAUAAAUUCUAGGAUUUUAGUUGAAGUCUGUUGCAUGGGCAUCGUUCAAUUUAAUAUGACCCAAUAUUUAAAAGUCAACCAGUUCAGAAUGUUUUAUAAUGUGAAUUCUAAGUGUAAGUUACUUCAGCAUUGAACUUUCUGACAUGGUUUUGAGAUCUGUAAUGAAAGAACAGUUAUUUUUCAAUUGAACGCUCGUGCUGUGCAGGAAGAUCUCCUAGCAAUGAAGUGGCUGCCCUUGGUUUACAUAGUACUUGAUUUCUGCUAAGAAAAAUCUAGAUUUUAGGAAUAUGGCACGUUUGGAAAUAAGAUGUUGUCAGUUUUUGGAAGUUUGGAACAUUUUACUAACUAACUGCUGAAUCAGUUCAAAAAACAAGCCUGGGUGUUUAUUUUGAUAUAUUGCAGUUGUACUUCAGGGAAAAAUCACUGACACUUCAUAUUGGACAAACACUGACCAGAAUGAACUUUUAACUAUUUUGUAAGUUACAUUUUGAGUGUCCAAUGCAUUGUGUCUCAAAGUUGUUCUUGGCUAGUUGACAUUCUUUGAACAUAUUUCAUAUAAACAUAUUUCUUUCCUAAUUGAACAUUUCACACAUGCCUUAAAUCACUUCAGAGUAGUGUUAAUUAGUCUUCAAAGCUUUGAAGUCAACCAAAGUAAAUUUUAACUUUUUAGUUUUUAAAACUGCACUCUUGUCACAACUGCUCAGAAAAAUAACUGGACAAACAACCAAAAGGAAAAUCCAGUGAAAAUUCUACUUUUUAAAAAAUUCUGGGAUUUAUAAACUAUCUGUUCACAUGUAAGUUCUGAAAGGAUAAUAUUAGAACAAUUGCACUUUUUAGUCAUUGUUGCAUUUACAGUAAUUUUAUAUAGUUUAAUAAAAUAAGAAUACAGUUCAUACAAGUUGUUGACUCUUUAGUCAAUAUUCUACUUCAUGUAUUACUUGACCGUCGCCAAAUUGCUGAUAAUUAGAUUAAUUAGAAAUAACAAUCACCGAAGAAUAUUUUAACAGUGAAGUGGCCUUACUCCCCUGAAUGGAAACUGUGCUAAAGGAAUGUUUCGUUUUGGUGUUGUACUUGAUUCAUUGCUGAACAGUCAACUUUUUGUGGUUGGGUGUCAGUAGAUCAAUUUUCUUUAUACAAGCUUGGUAGUCCAUCUUGUUCAGAAAUUAGUUUUUUUUUGCAAUUUUUUUGUAUUUGGAAAUUAAGGCAUGGUUUGUGUAAUAGUUUAUAGCUAGCAAGGACAACACCAAAAAUAAACUAUAUCAAAGGCUGUCAGGAUGUAGCUUAAUUAAUAUUUAAACAUCAAAACUGCACAUCAUAAAUGGCUGUCUGCUAGGCUUUGAAGGUAUUUUGCAGAUACAAGUUACUAAAGUUACAGAAGUUGUGACAGGAAACAUCUAACAGAAUCAAUUACCCUCUCUAUGUAUUACGUCAUGCAUUUCCUUGACACUUGCUAAUUGUAAGGACUUGAGCUAUUGCUCCUGGCCCCUAAUGUUGCACCACAGUUAUGCCUGACUUUUAACACAAUGCUGUGCUUUCUGGGUGACAGAGUGCAAGUCAUCUGGUUUCAUUUAUGUUAUUUUAAUCCAUACAUCAUCAAAGUAGAUCUUUCUUUUCUCUGCUACUUUUACAGGCUAGUGCUAGAAAACAAUCAUUAUAAGAUAUAUUAAGAGAAAGAUUACUUAUUUGAAGUGAAACAAAUCUUUGAUACCUUUGCAGAUGCUGCUGGCUGAUGUCAAAUCCAACUUUAGGUUCCUGACUUCUAUACUGCUGUACCUUGCCUCUGGCAUCUCUGUCGCCUGACCUGAGAUCCAAAUAAGAUUUUGCUGAAAAGUAGGAAGGAAAGCAAGAUUUUGACCCUGAAAUAAAAGGAAACUGCAGAAAAUUAGCAGGUCUGGCAGCAUCUGUCAGAGAGGAACAAUGUUAACUAUUUGUAUCAAAUAUGAUUUUUCUCCAGAAUUUGUGAUUUUACUUCAGAUAUCUAGUGUCUGCAGCACUGCUUUUAUUUGAAGAUUUUUUUAACCCUAAUAUUUGCAGCUUGGAGGGAGUGUAGCAACAGCAGAGUUAAUAACAGUGAUCUAUAAGUAGGCUGACUCUGGAGCGAGUUCCAGCAUUCCCACUCAUAUUCCAGACAUUGUCAAUUUUCACCAAAACAAGAUAUCGGUGUAAGUAAUGAGCCCAUAUCUACACUCCUGCCUAACCAGCCUCUUUUUAAUCUUGAGCCCCCACAGUUGCCAUGGAGUCAGUCCAACUGCUUGAUGACUCAUACUUCACAACCCUUUAGUGCUCUCAGUAAUCUGGAUCUGGUAACCUUUUGAAAGAUAAAUUUUAAAAGAUUUUACCCAUUGCUACCUUGCCCUUCCCCACCCCCACACUGACCCAAGCCAUUACAGUUGUGUUUGAGGGAGGAUGCUGGGGCUUGAACAAACUGGAUCCUACAUUGCUAACUUCACCUGCUACUGCAGUACACACAGAUUACAGUACUAUUUAAACCUGUAUAACCAGAUCAGCAUCAAAAGCAUUCUGGCUUUUAAGUAUAACGUGAAUGUUUGUUAAAAGAAAUGCAAAGACUGCAAUAAACUAAAAAUAAAGAA